This is a messenger RNA of Durusdinium trenchii, 1428 nucleotides long. The record is from the annotation of a GenBank genome assembly. Lineage: Eukaryota; Dinophyceae; Suessiales; Symbiodiniaceae.
AUGUAUGCUGGCAAUGCCAUUGCCACUGUAAAAAGCAGCGAUACUGUGAGACUUUUGACAUUCCGGCAAACCGCAUUUGAGGCUGCUGCUGAAUCCUCAAGCGCAGCACCAACAGAGACGUUGGGUGCAGCAACCUAUGCUGGAGCAGGCAUUCAGUGGUUGAAGGACUCUGAGGCUACCAGCGACAAGCCGCAGCUGAGUAGCGCCAGCCGCGUGGUUGCAGGAGGGCGUGGUCUCAAGAAUGGUGAAAACUUUGAGAAGGUCUUGGAGCCGCUUUGUGACAAGCUGAAGGCUGCACUGGGAGCUUCACGGGCAGCGGUGGACGCUGGCUUUGUCCCCAAUGAGCUGCAGGUGGGCCAGACAGGAAAGGUUGUGGCCCCGCAGCUUUACAUUGCCGUGGGCAUCAGCGGUGCCAUCCAGCACCUAGCAGGAAUGAAGGAUUCCAAGACCAUUGUUGCCAUCAACAAGGAUGCGGAUGCACCGAUUUUUCAGGUUGCAGACUAUGGUCUUGUUGCCGACCUCUUUGAGAGCGUUCCCGAGCUGACCAGCAAGGAGGGCUACGAUGAUAAGGCUCGUCCCAUGGUGGACUUGUUGCUGGUGGUUGAUGACGAGGACUUGGAAGACUGGCAUGAAAGAAACCUCCAAGCACAGCCAGAGCACUACUCUGGUUUGGCCCGAUACCUGGGCUCGGCUCCAAUUUGCCGACUGCAACGAUGGGGUCCUGGCGUGUUGUACUUGCCAGAGGUGCAGCUAAUGACAGUUGAAGGAAGUGUGCUCAAUGCAAAGUACGGUGUCAUCACAUUUCGAGAUUUGCUAUUUGAUUUGGAACAUUGGUCUUCCUUGUACAUCGCUGGCAGGAUGCAGAAGCCCUUCGUGCACACAUGGCAUUAUGAUGGUUUGGAUGACGAAGACAUUUUUGAUGCUGCUGUAGUGCAAAAUCGGCGGUCGGCGUUAGCUGCUGCGCUGCUGAGUGUGGCAAGAGAUCACUUGGACGUACGCUCGUUGCUGGCUUCAGUUGUGGGGCUGUCGUACAGCGGUGACAUCCGCGUGGGGUUGGCAGAGAACCCACACAAGGUCUCCAACAUUGUGAAUGCCCAGCAAGAUCUUCUGUGGGCCAUUUAUCGGCCACUGGCUGCAGAGCUUGAGGUUGAUGUUUCAGAGGCCACUCUCGAAGAUGGGUUGCAAGGGGUCGUCCGCUUUGACGCGUCACCUGCCGGACAUCGUCGCCUUUUCUCUGCUUUGCCAGAAGCAGUGAGGCAGAAGGCAUUACAGGCUGGAUCUCAAGAGCCUGGCUUGCCGCUACGCCGUACCCUUCAAGCAACGGUGCGCCAAGCUUCUAUGCAGCAGGCCGUGAAAGGUGUGCUAAGUUCUGGUGUGACCAGAAGUUUGCGCUAUGUGUUGCAAAAGGUAGCGAAGCGUUUUCGGUAG